This is a messenger RNA of Topomyia yanbarensis, 1810 nucleotides long. RefSeq lists its product as uncharacterized. The record is from RefSeq and is a predicted model, not a curated record. Gene Ontology annotation, molecular function: acyltransferase activity, transferring groups other than amino-acyl groups. NCBI's taxonomy places the organism in Eukaryota, Metazoa, Arthropoda, Insecta, Diptera, Culicidae. The transcript has 6 exons. Bases 84 to 1010 code for a protein of 308 amino acids.
UAUGCAAUUCAACAAUUUGUUAACAUAGUUGAAUAACUCAGUAUGCUGUGCGUUAAUGAUUUUCGUUUCUUUACCAGUGUCUAAUGCAUACAUGGUACAUGGCGGCUGACAUCCAACUGUUCAUCGUCGGGCUGACGAUUCUAAUGGUGCUGUGGAAAUGCAGUAGUCUGCUGCGACCAAUGAUAUAUUUUCUUCUUGUGGUCGGAUUCAUUCUACCGAUGGUGAACGUGUACUACAACUCAAUGGACGCCGUCACGAUAAUAAAUAUAAAGGAAUUAGCAUUUAUAGUGUGGUACGAUGAAUGGUUCACGCGAAACUACCAAGCAACGGAAACGCACUUCCUGUGUUACUUUGGUGGGGUGUUAGUAGGGAUCAUCUAUCACAAAAUGCAAAAGGAUGACCAGCUGCUGGCAAAAUCAAAGCUGUAUACAGUGCUUCAGUAUACCACGGUGCCGAUGCUGGUCUUAGUUUGCCUACCGGCUCCACUUCUCCAGCUGUCCAACUUUAGCAAACCUUCCGUGUGGAUGUCCAUAUACGCCGGAGUUGUUCGACUGGUCGCAACUAGCUUCGGGUGCGUUGGUUGGUUGCUGCUCCUGUUUGCCCAGCCGGGUAGCUUUUUUGGGAAACUUCGGAUGUCCAAUAUGCUGCAGAAUGCAUUCUAUAGGGUCCUCGGUAGGCUGAGCUUUGGCUACUACUUGAUCCACAUAAUUGUAAUGGGAGCGAUUUUCGGUAUCCAUCAUGAAGCUAUGAGGAUAUCGGUUGGGCUGGUGAUCAUCGUGUUUUGUUCAACUGUGUUGAUCACUUUACUUCUAUCGCUACUGGCAUACAUUUUGGUGGAGAAACCAUUCGAUAUUAUAUUUAAACAACUGUUAAGUAGCGGAACGAGAGAGAAAGAGAAAAAUGAUACGAUAAUCUCACAAACUAUAUGCAACAAUCACACUGACAUUCCCAAACAGUUAAACAUCAUUCCCGAGCAUUCGCUUGAGCUUGGAGAUAAGCUUAAAGAGUAAAGGAUGGACUGGACGGUUCGCUAUGACACUUUUUGACAAUUGAACAAGAAAAAGAAGAGAUUUAUCUCUUCGGGAUUUUGGCGAUAGAAAAACAGAAGAAAAUUAUUUUGUGUUAUUAUAUCCUAAUGAUCCGAGCGACGGAGGAAGUAACUACAUCGUAUUAUUUGACCAAAAAAGUGGUACAAACGAAAAAGAGAAAAUAAACUUGAUCCGACACCGUCCAUUUUCAGAAAUAUUAGCAACAAAUUUAAUAUAUCAGACGGUGAUUUUGAGAAAUUGUUUCGAAUGUCAAAAUAUUUAUGUGUAAUGUUGAUCGAAUUGAGGGAUCAACCAUUAAAUCCGAUUUCCUUGAAAGAUGAAAGAACGACUAAAAUCCCGUUAGCUCGAAUCGAGCUAGCAUUCUUUCAGCAGUUUAAUAUUCCCGGAAUCGUUGGAGCCAUCGAUUGCACACAUGAUCUAUAACUAUGUAUUUUUUGAGACAACAAUUAACGUAGAAUCGAACAUUUCAUUAAUUAUAUACCAAAUUGUUUACUUAUACGGUACCAUAAAUAUAAAAACAUUUUCCUGAAAAGGGCGAUACCAGUAAUAGCUUCAUUUUAAGAAAAUCAACACUGAAUAUUCCCGGAUGUAGUUACAAUAUCGAUUUAAAAAUUGUUGUUUUUCCGUCCUAAAUCGCAUGAUCCAGCGAUUGAAGCGUAAAACUUCAUAAAGUCUUCAAAAUUAUUAAAUUAAAUUUAGGUUUUACUGCAUGAAUCGGCUCAAUAAAGGUAUCGUCCUUAUGGCGAAUGUUUAUUUUUUCA